AUUUUCGUUUCCCAAUUUGACAUUUUUUCUUAGUGGAAAUUACUGAAUUACGGAUUGUAUUACAAUUUGCAAAAUAUGUAUGUUUACAGUUUCUAAGACUGGAAAGUUUUUGGUCAUUGAGAAUACUUAGAAUUCACUUAAUAAUUUUCUGCCAUCUUAUAGAAAUUUAAACAAUACUAGAACGAAUACAACGUAUGAACUAAAGGGUAUAAGUUAUGGAUUCUUCGUCAAUAGUGAGUUUCAACAAUGAUUCCACUUAUCAGACCACGCUAAAGGGUGAAGUGAGCGUACAUGAAUUAGCCUUGCAUGCUAUGCGAGAUAGAUGUUUACUACUGCAACGAAGAUUAAAUACUUUAGAAAAUGAUAACAUGAAGUUAAAAUUAGAUAUAUCAAAGAGAAAUUCUCCUUACAUUCCCUUGCAAGAAGACGAGAAAUUAAAACUCCAACAACAAAUAGCAGAACUUAAUAAGCAAAAGUCACAACUGUUGCAUCAUGUUUUUAUGGUCUCAUGUGAGAAUAAAAACUUGUGGAAUAAAAUUUCAACUUUAAAGCGUCCAGAUAAACCACAUAGAGAAGGAAGCAAACCAUUGUUACGCACAAACACAUAUGUAAACCACACAUUAAGAUCGAGCGCUAACUGUCAGGAGAAAUAUGCAGAAUCAAGUUUAGAAGAAAUAUCUUUAAAACUAAUAAACAGUUAUAUUCAAGAGAAAUCACAGUUGGUAGAGCAAUAUGAACAAAUGUCACAGCUUCAAGAAAUAGACGAUGAAAUUCUAAAUGUUGAUUCUAUUGGUUUCAAUUACUUAGAUGAUCCGGCAUUUGAUUCAUUGAAAGAAAUACAUAACCAGACAGAGAAAUUGCAAAAUUUAAAGAAGGAAAUUGAACUUCAAGAAAAAGAUCUAAAACUUGUACUUUCUAAAGUAGAGUCUGUGUUACUGGAAGGUUACAAAUGUCCAUCAUGCGCAGACAACAAAUCAAAACAGAUAACCACAGAGGAUAAGGAAGUUGAAACAAGCGCCAGUCUUAUUGACCUAGCUACAAUGGCAUCUCAAAAUUUCAAUGAUAAUAGCACAUCAUUAGUCCAGAAUGAUUCAGAUUAUGAUGCAAAUAGUGAAAUGGCUGAACCAUAUGAUAAAAUGUGUCCAAUAUGCGGUGAAACAUUUAAAAAGCAUACUGAAUUUUCUGUAUUCCAAUCUCAUGUAGAACAACACUUUAUUGGCGAAACUGAAGAUUCAUUUACUAAUGCUUUAGAUAAUGGUCACAAUUCUUUUGAAAAUGUUAUGUGAGGGUGAUAUUUUAAAAUUGACUCGUAAUAUUAUUGUUUAAUAACUGUGAUGUAAAUAUAACUACAAUAGAUCAGCUCUUUAAUAUGUAAUUUAUUGAUUUAAAUUGAGUGAGAAUAUCUAUAUGAUGGUGUAGAUGUAGUUUUGGGUUGCUUAGUAUAGUUAUUUGCAUGCGGUGGAGGAAUAAUAAUAACAGAUAGUUAAAAAACUCUCAUUAGUUUUUGGGUUAUUCCAAUACAUACAAAAUUACAGAUUGGUAUAUUUGUAUGGACAAACAAAAUCUACUUAAGGAGUUUGUUAAACUAAACAUCUUUCAUAAUUCCACUACAUAAGCAUUCCAACAGAACUACAUCUGAUAAUACACUUGGUAAAUAAAUUUUAAGAAAAAAUCAUACAGAUGUGGAAACAUUGAUAUUCAUUCCUAUAAAAAUUAGCUCAAAUUAUUGUUCUUUAUUUUUUUUUUUACCGUAUAUUUUAUGAUUAGAAUUUUCAUUUUGUAUAAUUAAUUG
Molecule: messenger RNA, 1792 nt
Organism: Papilio polytes (common Mormon)
Lineage: Eukaryota; Metazoa; Arthropoda; Insecta; Lepidoptera; Papilionidae
Gene: spn-F
Exons: 2
Coding region: 216-1286 (356 amino acids)
Source: RefSeq, a predicted model, not a curated record